AAUCGAGUAUCAUACAGAAUUCAAUUUGCACCUUCUCUAUAUUUUACACUCUCUGGUUCAACGAGGUUGAAAGCUCACCAAGAGAGGACUUAUUUUUAGAUGUCUGUCUUAGAUUUUUUAUGCAUUUGCCCAUAAAAUGUAUUACAAUUCGGUAACAAUAUACCUGUAUUUGAUGUUUACGAUAUUUCAAGAUAUCGAUAAUAUCAUCCUCUGUACCAUCUCUAGGUGAAUGCUAAAAAGUAUCCAUGGUUGUAAUUGACGGUAUUUGCAAAAUGUCAAAGCAAUAUGGUCUCAUUAUCCCUGGACAACAAAGAAAACAAGAUGAGCCGACCACAGCUGCUCGGCCAAUAUCUAAACCAUCUAUAUUUGAUGAAAGCUCCUCGGAUGACGAAAGCAGACCACAGUUUAAGCCCCGCACAAGUAUAGUACAAGGACCUAGUUUGAUGGAACGACGAAUAGCACGUACUAUGCAGGAGAAGGCACUAAACGAAGACCCUACAGUUUUUCAGUAUGAUGAACUUUAUGACGAAAUGGAAAAUAAGCGAGAACAAGAACUAGAAGUUAAAAGCAAAGAACCGAAGAAGCCCAAAUAUAUUGGUCGCUUAAUGGAGUUCGCUGAACGUCGUAAGUUGGAAAACGAGCUAAGGGUGGAGAGGCAAGUCCAAAAAGAACGUGAACAGGAGGGUGAGGAAUUCAAAGACAAAGAAAGUUUUGUAACCUCUACUUAUCGAAAGAAGUUAGAAGAAAUGAGAAAAUUGCAGGAGCAAGAAAAGCGUGAUGAGUACCUAGAAGCAAUCGGUGAUGUGACAAAGCAAAAGGAUUUAGAUGGAUUUUAUCGGCAUUUAUUUGAACAGAAAACAGGUUCAGCAAAAGAGGUUAAGAAACCGGACAUACCCGUUGUUACGUCUGCAGGCGAUGAAGAUGAUAUAGCAUUUAAACCAAUAAAGUCUGGCAAAAUCCCACAGCAACGAACCUACCGCAAGCGUCGUGCUUCCGAUGAGAUGGAGGAGAAUGAUGGCGAAAAUGCAGAAAACGAAACUAAAAAGGUGCAUUUACCAAAUAAUAUAGAUGCAGAUUCGGAUUUUAGCAUUGAUUCAUCAUCUGAUGGUGAAGAGGCAUCUAAAGAAUAUGUAGGAGAUAAAAUGGUUGAGAAGCCCAUAGGAUUAGCAGCGCACAUUAGCGCAACCACAACCGCUUUAAAUUUGGAUGCAUUAAAGAAAGAAAAACCUGACGAAAAAACCGAAGAGAUUGAUUCAAAAACCGAGCUGAAUGCUCCAAUAGUAUCAAGCGAAACCUGUGAUUUAGUCGAAGUAAAACCCAAGGUCAAAAUAGAUAAGAGGGCAAUAUGGAAGAAACGUACUGUUGGCGAAGUUUAUGAGGCGGCCGUGCAACGUUAUUAUGAACGACGAGCAGCAAGGAGGGCAUAAACCGAUUAUGUAGUAAUAAGAUUAGUCAAGAUUAAAUGGAUCAAUUUAUUUUUUUAUAAGUUAAUUAAAUAAUUAACCUCCGAAUACAUUAAAAAAAAUAA
Bactrocera oleae (olive fruit fly) is the source of this 1528-nucleotide messenger RNA. Its product is annotated as nuclear speckle splicing regulatory protein 1. Lineage: Eukaryota; Metazoa; Arthropoda; Insecta; Diptera; Tephritidae. Gene Ontology annotation, biological process: regulation of alternative mRNA splicing, via spliceosome. The record is from RefSeq and is a predicted model, not a curated record.